Messenger RNA from Entamoeba dispar SAW760, 621 nucleotides. RefSeq names its product histone H3, putative. The transcript has 2 exons. Bases 1 to 621 code for a protein of 206 amino acids. The record is from RefSeq and is a predicted model, not a curated record. Gene Ontology annotation, molecular function: structural constituent of chromatin; protein heterodimerization activity; DNA binding. Gene Ontology annotation, cellular component: nucleosome. NCBI's taxonomy places the organism in Eukaryota, Evosea, Mastigamoebida, Endamoebidae.
AUGGCAAGACAAAAAAAAGAGGAUCCUCAUUCAAUCAAAAUAAAAAAAGAAAAAGAUGAUAAGAAAAAAGGAGUAGAAGAAAAAAAACCAAAGAAACAGUCUUUAAAAACAAUAAAAAAAGAACCAGCUCUUAUUAAAAUUAAAAAAGAAACAGUAGAAGGAACAAUAAAUGAAAUUAAAAAAGAAAUCGUACCGAUUAAAAAAGAAAUUCAACCCAUCAAAAAGGAAAUACAUGCAAUAAAACAAGAACACAAAGAAAGUUUAUCAAAAAUAUCAUCAUCAAUAUCUGAAAAAACAUCGAUUCUCGUUCCUAAAUCAAAAGUAGUUAAAAAAUCACCUUUGGAAAGAGUAGCAGAGAUAAAUAGAAGAAAUGCACUCACUUCAAUACCUAAAAAUGCUUUCAUGAAAUUUGUUAAAGAUCUUGUUCUUAGUAAUCAAGACUUUUUAGAUAGAAAUGAACUCCGAUUCCAAAGAGAUGCCAUUCUUGCACUUCACUUUAUUGCAGAAGACUUUUUGGUAAAGCUCUUUGAAGAUAGUAAUUUGUGUGCCCUUCAUGCCAAACGUGUGACUGUUGAUCUACGUGAUAUUCGUUUAGUCCUUAGAUUAAAGAAGUUGUAUUGA